AGAUUGACCGCCUCUACAACAGCUGUUGGAGCGAAGCUUCGCAUUUAGCCAGAUUUUAUCAAUAUUUUUACCUGUAUAGAGUCACAUUUUUAAUAUUCCCGCCAGCCUAUGGCUCUAAACACAGUUUCGGAUUCGGUUGUUAGUUUUUAAAGGGAAUGAAAAGGCUGAGGAGGAAGAGACAAAAAGCAGGAGUUGUGGUGAAUGGAUCUUUCUCCAGAGGUAAGUUCAGAGAGCUAACCAGGUGGUGUGUCACAAUCAUACACAGAGAACUUAUCAAGAGGGAUCACAGAGUACUCAUCGUACAAACAAACUGAGUCUGAACGCAGAGGGUAAAAAACAUUAAAAGGUAACAGGUAGAUACUUGUCCUGCUCAAUGUAAGCUGUAUGGUGAAUACCAGUGAACUUAAUACUAUUACUGCAGCCAGCUGACACAAACCAAAGCAGGAAAAAUGAAUCACGAGUUACCCGCAGUGUUUCCUCGCCCAUUUCAACCUUCAGUUAUCUCAUUUUUUCAGCCUCAAUUUUUCCAAAGAAACUGAAACGUCUCUUCUGCCUGUAGUGCUAACGUGGCAGCCAGUCAGCCAAGUUGGACAGCCUGGAAAGUUGAGGCUGUAUACUUUAAAUGAUCUGUAACAAUAACAAACCAUAUCAAACAAGAAAAACUGCUUUUAGGUGUGACAUCCCUUACAAUCCUUGACUUCAGUUUAACGCCUUUUUGCCAUUUAAACACAGCCAGUCAAAUUAAAACUUAAAUCACUUUAUUGUAAUUAUGUUUCAGUAAGUUUUACUGUCUGUAAACAAACAAGAUCAGUCUGUUUAUUGUGAUGAUAUUGUUACCACAGGUUAGUAAAUUCAUGUUAGGGGAAUUAAGAUAAUGAUACAGUUUGGGGUAAUUAAAGACAGUCCUCUGAUCUUGUCUGUUGACGUAAUACUGUAUAUCAUGAAAUGUUUAAUGAUAACAUGUGCAUAUGGUUUGGCUCUUAUUCAUAUGUGUUUCUAGCAUCUGAUUUCCAGUUUCUAUUUAUAACUCUUACGUGAUCCCUCUCUUCCUCCAAUGUCUACCUUUACUAUCUCUUUGCACACCCCCUGUAACUCUGUCUCCGACCUUUUUUUCUUUUUCUUCAAAAAUUCUUGUGCAUGUGUUGUUUAACUUUCUCUUUCUCUGUUUACUUUAUUGCUCCUCUGUCUUUCCUUCACUUCUUGAAUAUGUCUCUUUUCCUCAGCCAAUCUUACCCUCCUUGCACACUGUAUAUUUUGCUCUUCCUCAUCCUCUGUGUCCCUUUUUUUCUGCAGAACCAGAUUGUGGAAAGAAACACAAGUUGGCUGAGAUCAAUCAGGCUUUAAUCAGGUGAGGAAAACAGUUGACAGGAGAAAAAACUCCCUCUUCUGAUUCGAAUAGUAUCCAGAGGAGAUAUUGUUUUCUGAUGAUGGAUAACAAAGAAACAUUGAAGGUUACAGCAGACACCCACUCACAACUUCCCCCAAAUUUUGCCUAAUAAAUCUAUUUCUAAAAUCUAAGAAGUCUCAACUCCCACUAGAGCAGGAUUUGUUUUCCAAAGUGGGAAUACCUCACUUUCUGCUGACCCCUGUUACACAUAGGUUGGUCUUUUUUAUCCACAGACAGGUCCACAGCACUUCAUCCUUCUGCACUGAGCUAAUUUCACACAUGAUGAUUUCUCACAUGUUCCCAGAGGGAUAGUGUGAUGAGGAUCAUGAAGACUGUACUGAAAGAAGGCAGUGUAUAAGGUUGAUUAAAUGGUAGAGGAAAGCUCACACUGAAUUUAUAAUUUGAAGCAAAACAGGAGAACAAAACAAAUGUCCAGUUCUGCCGUAGGACCUUAUUUGUCCCCCAACAACUGAUUUUAUUUAAAUUAAGUUUUACUCGUUUUGGUUAGAAAAUAGUUUUGUUUGUGCUGUGUGAGCAGACUGAGAAUUCCCACAUUCUGUCUGUUGAACAAACAGUGAUCCGGUGGACAUUGAGACCCUGAGGAGAGCAGCAGCCAGUAAAGGAGGUCUGCUCACUGAUGAGCUCAGGCGGAAAGUCUGGCCCAAACUGCUGAAUAUCAACGUGUAUGAUCUACCGCACAAGCCCGGUGAGCAGUGAUUGAGUGUGAUAUUUACUGGCUGUGCUUUAUAAUAUUGCAUUACUAAUGAUAACUCGUAAAUAAAUCCUUCUGCUGUAGGUCGGGAUGUGAGGGACAGCCACAAGGACUACAACCAGGUAGUCCUGGAUGUCAAGAGGUCCAUGAAGCGGUUCCCCAAAGGUCUGUGUGUUUUUGUUUUAUCUCCUGAGAACAGCUGCAUAGCUCAGCGUUUGUUUUAUCAGUCUCUAACUUGUACUUACAGCAACUUGCAGAUAUGUGACAAGGUUUAAUGAUUAAUGAAAUGAGUAAAACCUGCACCAGAGUUAAUUGUUAUGUCACAGGAGGCCAGUGUUGUCAGCCAAAAUUAAACUCUGGGACAGAAAUGGAGGAAACUUGACCAUUUCACUGAGGAGGAAUAGCUUUAUGCCCACUCACAUGUUGUGUUCUUUAUACACUUUGCUGCUAAUAAUGAAGCAAAAAGGGGAAAUACAAAAAUUGUAGAAAAAACUGCAGCGUUAUUUGUCUGUUUUUCCUCGCUGGACCAGACAUGCAGGAUUUGGUGUUUUUUUUUCUUGCAAGAAAGUCAGAGUGAAAACUGUGAAAAGUGCUAGUGAUUAAAAGAUUGAUUUGAAGAAUAGAAUAACCAAAAGAGAGGGAAAAUUCAUUUGUUAUUGAAUGUGCUGAUUCGUGGAUUCUCCUCAGGUAUGCCGGCCAGAGAGAGAGCAGCACUGCAGGAGCAGCUGAUAGACAUCAUACUGGAGGUUUUGAAACAAAACCCUCAGCUCCAUUACUACCAAGGCUACCAUGAUGUGGCGGUCUCUCUGCUGCUGGUGGUCGGGGAGAGGAUGGCUAUCGCCCUGCUGGAAACACUGUCCAACUUCCACCUCAGGUUCUUAUUCUUUUACUUAUUCUUUUAUCCAAACAUCUUAACUCAGAACCUUUAUUUUAGGUCCAAUGGGUCUAAAACAAAUCUCUAUAACUCCUGCUCAAUAAUUUUAAGAUCAUUCAGAGGUGAUAAAGAUUGAACAUUUGUCUGUCUUCUCUGUAGGGAUUUCAUGGAUCCAACCAUGGACAGCACGAAACAUAUAUUAAACUAUCUGAUGCCGAUAUUGGAACAGGUUGAUAGAGAGCUCCAUGACUUCAUGGUCAGGUAAACCUUCUCACUUUUAGUACCUUUCUUUAUAUACCAUCAAAUGUCAGUGACUUUGGACAUCAUGUGAUGUGAUGCAAGUCCACUAGAGGGCAUCCAAGUGUCAAUCUUUACACGUGAGCCUCUCAGGAAGGCUUAGAGAGUUCUUGUUUUUGAGUUCAAACUCAGUAAAAAAAAAAAAUGAAAGAAAACAUCAGUAAUGCUCUCAUUGGGGAGUUUUAGUAUCAGAUGGUCCAACAGCUGUUUCAGAGACUUUUCCGUCCCUCUGAGGUGUUCAAAACAUUUACCUUUAUUUGUGGGGUUUAAUUAACCAGAAAAUGACUCAUGAUCCUUUUGCAGCUUACUGAAACAAGUGCAGGCGGCAUUUAAGGGAUGCAAAGAUAAGGGAGUUUGAUGGUAGAAUGGAAGAAAUUUUAGCAGGUUAUUAUUGCUACCUUUUGAAACAGAAGCAACACUCGAAUUAAUAAGAUGAUUUUUGACAUUUAAGAGAAAGUAUUUUCUCACAUUUUUCAGAUGAAGAUAACCUUUACCAAAACCCCCAGGGGAAGAUUUAGUAAUGUGGGUAAAACUCAGGUGUUACUGUCUUUCGCUGUUAUCUUGAUUCUUAAUAAUUAUCUAUUUGAAAACAAUCUGAUCUUACAAGUGGCCUUAGAAAAUGCUGUUUCUGAAAAAGAAAUUGGAAUCAUGUCUCACAAAUUGUAAAUAAUAACUGAAUUUCAAUUAAUUAAAUCCCAUGAUAAAGUUACUGAUGUUAUCUCAGUGCUUUAUAGUAGGUUAUUAAACCCACAAUGAGUCCAUUUUCUUCACACAGACGAGAGAAAGCAACAUUAAGUGGUUACUGAUUAAAGCCCUUGAGAGGACCAUUUUCUCUCCCUGAGAUUUCUCGCUGCUGUGCUGCUUCGUUUACUUUGCACUGAAAGCUCAACUUUCCCUUCUACACUAUUGAUUGUAACACUUACAUGCAAUUCUUCUCUCCUGACUCUAUGUUUCGCUAAAUAACUUGCCACUACUGUAAUACCGCUCGGUUGAUACGUAUAACCUUUACUUGGGUGUGUAGUUCUGGGCGACGAUACCUCAGAUGCAUCAAGUUUGAUGUGUUUGACCCUUUAGCGGUGACCUUUUUUCUGGUGGACAGGUGAUUCGUCAUCUUGAACGAGUCCUCGGUUAUUCUUGGGGUACUCCAAACGCUCCCACUCUGUGUACUUCACAUGUUUCUGCAGCGGAUGCUAAAUUUGCUGCCUGGUCUGUUUGCUGUAGUUCAGCUAAUGUAGCCUUGUCUCUGUGCCUCCUGAUAUGCACAUUGAGCUGGUGUCACUUUGCUUUGGUUCUAUGCAGGUUACGUCCUACAUCAUUUAUCAGCUUCUUCUUGAGAGAGACAAUAGAAGUACUCGAAGCAGAGGAGCCCUUAUGAUUACAUGAUUGUGACAGGGUUUGUAGUGACACUGGCUGGUGGCUGCAUCCCUAUCAGCGACAGAAAUGUCAUUUUAGGAGGUGAAAACUCCAAAUUGAUGUUUGCUCGUUAGUAAUCUGCAUCUACAGAAGCUUGAAUGUCUUGUUGAUUGUUUGUAAUUAAUGUUGCGCUGGAAACCUGCACAUCUGCAAAUAACACAGCCACACAAAUAACUACAGGAAAUGAGAAUCCAGACAUUGCACUUGCUGAGAGACAUGAGGAUAAACAACAACCCACUUCAAAGUUUGCAGCGCUCUUUUUUUGAGCCUUCCCGCCUCCCCUAACCUCCUACCUCUUCUUUACCUCUCUUCUUAUUUCCCUUUCCUCUUCCUCCUUCCCCCACAUGUCUUUUAUUCCUUUAUGCUCUUUCUCUCCCUCUCUCAUAUCAUCUUCAUGUCCCUCUCAUCAUACAUGUUCCCUGCCCUUUGCUCCCUGUUUUUACCCUUCCCCCCGCCCAUCAAUCCACAGCUUCUUUUCACUUGUCUCUCUCUCUCUCUCUCUUUCUCUCUCUUUCCUUCUCUCAUACUUACCCUUCCUCCCCUCUGAAUGUUCCUAUCCAAUAUUUAUCAGCAACUGCUAAGAGUAUCCAAUUUUCUGGAGACUCGGUCAAAAAUAACUGCCUGUUUCUGUCAGCACACAUCAAAGACAGACGGGGAAAGAGUCGGGGAGUUUGGAACAAUGUGUGAAUGUCAAAAGAAUUGUUUCCUCUAGAUCAAUCAAGCCGAAUCUUAAAUCAUCCAUGUGGUUUUGGGUAAAUCUACUGCCCUAAUAUUUAAUGAACCUUUUGAUAAAGUCAAACUACAUUAAGGCGGAUUUCAAACCAGGGACAGUGCUACCCAGUUUAUCCAAAGUGGUAUAGUUGGAAGAAAAUAACCUUAGUUAUGUCAUUAUGGAUAUUUCUUGUCAAGCUGCUUUUUAAGGGAAAUCCUGUUAACAAACUUGUAUGGGCACGUCUGACAGUUUGAACUGAAGUGAUUUAAGAAGAAUUGGGCUUUUCAAAGCUUUAACCACAAGAUAAAGGAAAAAACAGGAUAUCUUAAAGUUUGCUUUGCUUCAAUUUUUCUUCCGUAUCAUGUGCGAAGGAUCAACACAUCAUUACUCGCUCUGCGACCAGAACUCUGUAUGAGCUGUUGUUGUUGCUGUUGAUUUUAAUGUUGCUGCUGUCCCCUGCCUCUCUUUCUCUCUCACCCUCGCUCUCUUUUCCCUCUCCUUCUUUCUCCCUUGUUCUCUUUCUCCCCCCUCUGUCCUUCCUCCUACUCCUCCCUUUCCUUCCCUAUCUCUCUGUAUUUCCCCCCAAGUCAGCAGCGACGAGGUAGCUGUCUAACACAAGUCUAGGUCCUUCCCAAGGUUUCUGCCUGUUAAAAGGAAGUUUUUCCUUGCCACUGUCUCUCAUGUUAGAUGAGAUGGGUCAAAUCUGUCCCAUCUUAAGGUUGAAUCUUAGUAAUUCAUCAAACAAUGAGUAUGGUCUAAACCUACUAUUUUUUUGAAAAGUGUCUUGGGACUGUAAGAUUUGGCGCUAUAUAGGUAAAUUUGAUUGAUUGAUCGAACACAGUGUUUUUACUCUUAAGCAAUGUAACAAUGACACUGAACUCACGUUAGCAGAUAAUGCAGGAUGCUAGGCUUUCAGUUUUCAUAUUGUCAGUAAUCCAUUUUCAGUCCAAGCAUUAGAGACCAAACAGGUCAUAUAACUGUUAUUAGUGAUGCUUUUAUUUUGAAAGGACUUUAAAAAGUACUUUUGCUCCAGCAUAUGUUACCACAAACCUGUAUAUAUUAUUCAGUAUUAAUGGGUUGCACAUUGUAUCUAGAAUUUUCUGAUUCCGCACAGUACUGUAUAAAGUUGCGUUCAGCUGUGAGUUCUCAUUUGGUUGGAUAAAAAUAAAAAACUCACUUUUAUUUUGCAUUAGGUUGAGUUGUGAUGUUUUUUUUUUAAUCUGCCUCUUUCCACACAGAGCUGAAGUCGGAACCAUCUUCGCGCUGUCCUGGCUCAUCACCUGGUACGGCCACGUGCUGUCCGAGUUCAAACACACUCUGAGGCUGUACGACUUCUUCCUGGCCUCACACCCACUGAUGCCCAUCUACCUCGCCGCUACGGUAAGAGGACAGCUCAGAAGCAAAGAAACCAGGAAAUGAACAGCAGACGGUGACUUUUGUUCUGACGUCCACAAUGAUAUUCAGCUGCAGCACACACAGAGACUCACACACACACACACACACUCACACAAUGAGGCAGGGAACUGUGAAGUGGCUGGACUAGUUAAUUAGAUACCUCCUAAUGAACAGAUGAGAGAGAGAAAGAGGAGGUGAUAAAAAAGAGGAGGAAAGGAUCCAGCAACAGGAUGACAGGGCUGCUUUCUGAUCAUUCUUGUUGAUCUUUCUUUGUGUUUUUUCUCCACUUGUUCCCGUCUUAAUCUCAGGCCUCCAGGUGCUCACACAGUUAAAAUGUUUACAGCUGGAUCAUGUAUGUGCGUCUGUGGAAAUCAUUUAUCUUGUGUGUCGAGGAGGCUUCCUUAGACUGAUGUGUUUGAUGCAUAUGAAUGAGUGUGUACAUUGGGCUUGUUUUGAUUAGAGGAUGUGUGUGUUUGUGUGUUAGUGAAGGGGCUGGGCAGAGGGAGAGCUCUGUUUGAAGUGUGUGAAACAACAAAGCAGAAUGUAGUUCAUGUUUCCUCCAAGGCUGAGUGCAGCUCACAGCAGGGGGAGGUUUAACUCCUCAUCUGCCUGCUCACUCUCACUCUCCCUCUCCGGCACCAGUGGAGCUGCUCAGUGUACAGUUUGUUGAAUUAAACUCGAGUGUCCUCCUCCUCAGAUUGUGUUGCACAGAGAGAAGGAGGUGAAGCAGACAGAGUGUGACAUGGCCAUGGUCCAUCACCUCCUCUCCCGCAUCCCUCAGGAUCUCCCGUACGAACUUCUGAUUGGCCAGGCCCAGGAUCUGUUCGAGCAGUAUCCUCCGCCUCUGCUGGCCAAGAAGGCAGCUCUGCAGUCUCGCAAGAGGUGAGGGGACAAUGACUGAAACAGGAGAAGUUUAGAUAUGAAGAUGUUGAAGCUGUCAAAUAAAAACACAAAGACGGUUUUUGAUAAUCAGACAGAGGCUUAAAUGGAAAUGGAAAUGUUCUUUUAUUUAUACAGCUCUUCACAACAACCCUUUCGGUGAACCAAAGUGCUUUACAAUACAUAGUAAAUAAAAAAGAAUAAAUAAAAACAAUAAAAAACAUGAAAAUGUCAAACAUAAAUAAAAUAAAAUACAAUGCAAUAAAAUAAAGUGUCACCACGCUACUGGGAAAUUUAAAGCCAGCAUAAAUAAAUACGUUUUCAAUCGAGAUUUAAAGAGGCCCAGGUCAGAAAUAAUUUCGUUUCGUUGGGGAGCUUAUUCCAGAGCCUGGGACCAGCAACUGAAAAGGCUCGGUCACCACAGGGUUUGUGUUUUGACCUGGGCACUUCCAGCAGAAGUUGGACCACAGAGCUCUACCCGGUUCCCGAACGGUUAAAAGAUCAGUUGGGGGCGAGGCUGUUAAGAGAAGGUUGAAGGCAAAUUAAAAAUCAAUGUUGGCAUAAAUUGUGUCUUCAUAAACCAAAGUUAUAAUCAUCAUUAUGAUCAAAAUUAUGAAUGCUUCAAUCUGCUAAGAGUUAUUUCUUUUCCAAUCAAAGCUCUAGAGAUAGAUAGUGUGACACCUGCUAUAAAAUUUAUAAUCUUUUUUAACAUUAUGUUUAUUUUUUAUACUGUUUUUGUCAUAUAAAGAGCGCGCUUUCACACCUAAAUGUUGCUCUGACUCUACCCUUAAUAAGAAUUUGAAAAAACUUGAAUUAGCGUUGCUCAUGCACAGAUUUUGUUGAGCUUCUAGCAAAAGAUUUUUGAAGCUGCUGCAUGAGGACUUCAGAUGGUUUCAUGUAAUCCCAUCAGUCACCAACAGGGUGUGCUCAAAAAACGCAACCAGACACAGUGGACACAUGGAACAGUUAGUGUGUUUGUGUGUGUUUGUGAAACCAUGCAUGUAAGCAUUCGUCAGUAUUUUUUAUUAUGGAGAAAGACACAUGUGAUACACAGCUGCAGUUUUCAUCAGUGAUCCACUCUCAGCUCGUGUCCCUCAGUUUCACUCAGUCAUUGUUUAGGAGGAGAAGUGACAUGAUGGACAUGAGGCCUUGACUGACUGAUCUUGAAAGAUACUCCCAUAAUGCAUCACUCCCAUAGCUGUGAUACAAUAUAUACGAGAGCUACCGAGUUUUUUAAAUCUGUCAUUUUGACUCUAACUUUCAUCCUCAUUGUUUUUGUCCAUCACUUGUUUCUCUGGUCUCUCACUUUAUAUUAUCUCAGGCUGUCCAUGUUUCAUCUUUGACCCGUCUCUGUUCUCUAUCCUCGACUAACACACUCUCUCUCACACUCUGUUUUCUUCUCCUAGUUUGUCCAUCAGCACCUUCCAGGCAUUUCAGCUCUCCACCCUCCAUCAGAGGCCCGACUCUGUUCUCCAACGACUCACCAAGGCCCAGGGCUCCACCGCCUCCAGACACGGUAAAAAUAGUUACUGUAAUCUUAUUAGUGACCCUGAAGAGGGGCUCUGUGAAAACAGACCAUACAGACACACAUAAAUCUAAGAUCUCGUACUCAAACUCUCUGAAGUUGUAUUCAAAUUAACAGUGACUUUAAGAUGUCAAAACAAACAUCUCAGCCUGCCCAUCAUAUUCGUUUGAUGGAUAGUUAAAUCAGCUGUAAAUACGCCAUCCCCCACAAACUCAGCUCUCCUUUGGGCCAAUCAAUAACAAGUAAACAAUUGAUGCAGUUCCCCCUUCAGACCAAUCAAAUGCAUAGUUGAAUAUGCCAAAACAAAACAAAGACAAGCUUUAUUCCCGUAUGUUUUGUGAAAAUCUUAUAAGCAGAGUCCGACAUGUCGAACUUUGAUGUACUGACAAUCAAAAAAGGAAAAAAAAAUGCUGUAGUGUUCCCCUCUGGCCAAACAGUGUAUUAUUAAAACUGAUGCGCAUCAUUCCUGCAGUUUCAUCACGAUUCAUUUAGCAGCAUCCACACUGAUAUCAAAACAGACAGAGGGACUGCUGAUCGAGAGAACCUCCUGAUUUCAUCAUGGCAGGAAAAUAAAAGGAGCUACUGUAUGUCCAAACAUGUUGAAAUGUCUAAAUGCUGAUCAAGUUGUGAAGAAAAACCGAGCCUGACAGUCACGCCUCUGUGACGCAGACUGAGUGUAAGGUUUGGAAGUGAAAUUCAUCAGCCAGUGUAAAAGGCAAAAUGGGCUGAAUUGCGUGGUUAUACAUGAUACUUGUGAUGUUUGCCUACACGUCACACUUCAUUUGCUUCCAAAUCACCAGAACAGAGUGUAAAAUCACACACCAGGAUUGGCUAAAACUGAUCCACUGCUGCUGUGAAAGCAGGGUUGUGCUGUGGCGAUACUAAGACUUUAAAUGGAAACCUGAAAAAACUGAAUUUCUAAGGUUCGCACAUCAUAUAUGUAAGAUGCAGAACUGUCAGCUGACUUUGGAUCCCUACUUCUGUUGUCAAGUUGCUUCCUUAAGUGUUUUCCAAAGUAGCGCAAAAAGAAUGUUUGUCUGUGUAGUCAUGGCAACUGAUACUCUGUUGAGUAAUCAGCUGUUUUACAAACAUUUGUCAAAGCCAAUUUUUUCUCUUUAGUCAGAAAGAAAAAACUUCAUAGCGUAUCACACAACCACAUCGAGCAUGUGGGUGGAGCCUGACACAGACUCAUGGGCGUGUUGACCUAUGGGUAUAAUGUCCAUGUAGUGAAUUAAACAUGUUAAUUAUGAAUAUGUAAUAAAAAAAACAAAAAAUUCUUACGGGCUGGACUUAAAGCUCCUGUAAGGAACUUUCAAUUCUGUCUGUCAAUUUUGGCGCCCCCUAUGGACAGAGCAGUCUUUGCAUAGGUAGUUUUUUCCAACAAAAACCUCAUCCCACUGACAUUUGAUGGUCAAAUAAAUUAUUUAUUGUGAAAUGUUAAAACAGGUCUGUCUCUUUAGGUACUUGGCUUGUAGUGACCUCUCUCACCAGUUUUAGACAUUAAAAAUCAUUUACGUUUUGUCAUUUACGUUUUUUAUUUGUCUUAAUAUAUCAUUGCAAGGCAUCAAUAUGAUUUUUUAAGUGUAUUUCUUUGAUGCCAAAAAACUCCUUACAGGAGCUUUAAAUGAGUUGCUCUUAAGGCCACUUUUUAUUCUGGAGCGUCUUUUCGGGCUGUGAAGAAAUAGAAAAAGAUGAACUGGUUUGUAAAAGUUUUGUUUUUAAGGGUUUUUGUUGGUCCUCGUCUCCACUCCUAAUGUUUGACAUCCUUCGACCCCUUUUUGUUUAUAAUCCCAGGAACAAAAGUUUUGGCAUGCUCCCACUUUAGUUCAUUUCCCAGCACUUUGAACCCACUUGACCCUUUCAUGUCUCUCUGCUCCUCUUGGCCUGACACCCUCUCCACCCGCCACCUGCCCUGUACUUGUGACCUCUCAACACUCAGGACUGGAAGCAGCUUUGCCCGGGGACCGAGGCCAGCUGUGGGGGAAGGGGAACAGGAUGGUGAAGAUGGCAGUGUGGGGGCUGUCUGCCACGCUCGGGGCGGCCGUGUUUGCCGUGGCUCAGACGGCUCUGGACUGGGGACCUGACGUGUUACUCCAACUGUUCUGACCUGGUGGUGGGAAUUCAGACUGUUAGACGGGCACAUAUCCUGACACACUGCGACAGCAGAUGGAUGGAUUACCCAGAAAAAAAAGAAUACAAAGACUAACAAAGACUUGAAGUAACUCGCUGAAGUCUCUCCUGCUGGGAGGAAAGCAGGAGGAGGUCGGUUAUCUCAAUGCCAAACAGGUUGUUGCUCCUCAACCAGAGUGAACAUAUGUUAACUACCAGUCAGCCUCAGGAUGUGUGUGCAUGUGUGUGAGUGUGUGCAUGUGUUUUGUAUGUUUGCGAGCGAAUAUCAAAGACCUCAUUUUACAUUAACCGGUAUCCAGACAGGCUAAAUAUUGUUUGAAAAACGCUGACUCUGAGAAAUCAAAAAGAAAAGUCUUUGCAGAGGUGCAAAGUUGCCUAAAAAUUAUAGAUUAUAAAAACAGAAACAAAGAAAGACGGACAAACCACGAAAAAGCAUAGUUGUUGACCAAGAGAUACACAAUUACAUCGACAUAAUCACCAAAAGCUACUUCACUACCAACAAUUACCAAAGUGUUGCGCUCGGAAAACUUCAAAACUAUUGCAAAACAAUUCCCAUCAUAUGCACUUUUUUUCACCACUGGUGUAACAUUUUGCACGUCUUCUUUUGUUUCCUGCUGGUGGAUUAUUUCGCUGAUAUCACACUUUUAUUCCGCGCUGCUUGUUUCGGUUUUAUUUUGUUGACGACGUGUAAGUACAUUUGUUAGUUCAGCAGCCAUGUCUGAGAGCCUGAAGUGCCCAUAGCCAGUGAGAUGACAUGAAAACAAAUUAUUUAAGAGUGGUGUGUUUUCUGCUAAGGGGUUCCAGUGGUGAGGAAUCGGAGAGGAAAGGGGAAGAUUUUCACUGCGAGACUUUCGUAUUAAUGCUUUACUCCAGGUGUCAGGGAGCUAUAUUUACAGUGGAGUUUGACACAUUCAACAAACUGUUGCUGCUCUGAAAUGUGAACAAAACACAUCAUGAAGGACUCAAUGCAGGCAGAAUUUUUUUUACAGAUACACAAGCCUUUACUGUCUUUUAUUUUCAACCUUUAGGAGCAGUUUCUGAAUGUUGCGGCCCACCUCUGCUGUAUGAAUUUUGGGGAAGAUGCUCACACGCUUAGAUUUUUGAAAUAUUUAGUAGGUUUGUGCCAACAUCCACUGAGAACGCUCUCAAACAAAACUACAGCCCGCACACUCAGCUUUUCCCCCACAUCUGUUUUUUCUUCGGCAUUUUAUACCGUUGAGUAACUUAGAAGAAGAAUUCCUGGGCUACACUUUAGAAACAUUUAGACAGAUAGUUGAAACUCACACCACAGGGAAGAAAAAGUUUGUUUUUUAUUGUUCUAUUAACAUUAGAAGAAGGUACUAGCAUCUUCUCGCACAUCGCCAUAUAAACUAAGCUUACCUCUAUAACCUGAGAAGUAAAUAUUAAUAAUAGAGGCUGUUUUCACCUGAGGCACAUGCAUAUGUAUUGAGCAGAGAGGUGCUCCAAACGGUGAUGCAUGCUCUAGUUGUUGACUCAUAUUCUGAAACAUUUAUCAGCCUGUAGCAGCGUUGCUAAGCUGCUGCAUCUGUAAACACAACUCCACUGAAGUCGCUACACUCCUCUGCCUGUCCUCCUCUGUCACAAACCUGUUCAGCUUAAUGUGAAGUUCAGCCUGUUGAUUUGACAUCCUUUGUAGCAUAUGAGUUCAAGUGGUUUUCUCUUUGUUGUGUACGACGGAGGAGUAAAGAACAAAUUUUACAAAGCCAGAAAAAUCACAUUUUAAGCCUCAGGGUGAAUUUUAAGAAUUGCAGAAGUAAGUAUUUAUUAAAGAAGUAAAUCAAUCUGUCAUCCAGUGAAGUGGCUGGUUUGAGACACUUCUCACAUGUCAAUAACUGUGACAUUGAUAGGUGAUAACUAGACACUUUAUUAGACAGUCAAUAAAUCAAUCUAUAGCCUGAAGCUCAGGUGAUCUGCCGGGCCUCUGGUCAGUGAACAUUCAGGCAUCCAGUAAGUCAGCUAAGUUGAAAAGACUUUGCGUUAUUAAUCUUACUUUUGUUAGUGUUUGUAAUGUGUGUGUGUGUGUGUGUGAGAGAGAGAGAGAAAGAAGGAAAUGUCGAAAGGGUCAGUUUCUAUUUCUGGGCAUUUUCUAUGUUUGAUGACAUUUUUAGGUUUUCGGUGCUCUUAAAGCCUCAGUAUAUAAAAACUCAUCACUAUGGUUAUUUAUUUAAAGUCAACAAUCUGAUUGGCUAUUUAUUAAACCGGUAAACAUGUGUUUGAAUGUGUAUUUAACAUGAUCAUCAACAGCAUUCAGGUUUUUCUGCACAUGAAUGUCUUCAUGAAUCUAACAAGAAGUUACAGGAGUAGUUCGACUUUGUUACGCUUCUUCUUUGCACCAAGUUGGACAGAACAUGCAAACCUCUCUUUUCUAUUUGUGGUCAUAGUCCAUAUGCCUUUUAGCUUAGCUCAGCUUUGCUCUUUAAAGUAGGAGAAGGUGAAGUUGUUUGCCUGGCUCUAACAAAAACACCUGGAAUGUUAAAUACUUUAGAUGUUGCUAAUUUUAAAAAAAUAUAAUUCACAAAAACUCAAACAUUCAAACAAUAAUUAUUGUUUUUAUGACUUUUUCUUCUCAGCAUGGCACAGGAACCAGUAGUACAGAUUUCUGGAGGAUACUUUGGUAUACGGGAUCGACUGCCUUGUUUAACUCUCUGUAAAUAAGCAGAUUUACAAGCAUAUAAAGAGUUGAACUAUCCCUUUAAAUACUUGACUCAUGUGCUGGCUCAGUUUUAAGAUACAAAUUAUAAAAAUCAACAAAAAAAUGCAAAGGGAACAUUUGCCACCAUAUGGUGCACGGCUGGCACUGAUGCGCAUCCUGCUGUUAUUGCAUAACAGCUCAUUCAGCGGUGAAGUCAAUUCUGUUAACAUGGGCUUUAAUUUGACACUGAUUGUAUGUGUUGGUGCAUUUUAUGUUUUCAAAAGUGUUUUAUUAGUGGACAAACAACAAAAGAAAUAUUUAUUGCUUAUACUUGAUUGGCUGCCGAGGACAUAAAUAUGCAGAGAGGAAGCUUUUGAAAAUGGUUUGUGAUCUUCAAAGUCAGAUUUUGCUGUUACAUUUUUGUGCCAUGUAGAUUUAAACACACACACAUACACACACACACACACUCACUCACUCUCUUUAAUACAGGACGAGAGUGUUGGAGGUUGGUGCCAGAUCAUAAUGAGGAUUUAAUUUCUGCCCCUGGCUCUUGGCAUGCUAAAGACAGUUUCUCCUUGUCUCCUUUUCUUUUUUUUUUUCUCACAUUCACACUCAAACACCUACAACAACACCUGUACUGGUCUCAAUCUGGCACAGGCCUUUGAUGAAAAAUUAUUAAAGCUUGAUGGUUAGUUUAAAUUGAACCAACCUGGAUGAUAAAAUGAGAAGGUGGAUGCUUAAGAUGUCUACCUUCUGUCCAAACUCGAAGAAAACAAGAAUAAAAAGAUGAAUAAUUUCAUGUUAAUGAUGUGCAAUGGUUUAUGGUACUUAAAGUGUAUUAGAUUUAAUCGAUACUAUUGUUUUGUUUUACUUGACAUCAACCUACAUUUGCAAAGACUUAAAAGCUAUUUUGUACUCCACCUACUUUCCACCCUGUUUAAUCAGUUUGCCAAAUAAAUGAAGGAAAUGCCACAGAUGAUUCACUCCAGAAGAGUUUAGAUAAUUUGUCUAAAUAUGAUCAGACGUAAUGUUAAUUAUGAAACAAGUGACGUAUCUUUGGAAAAACACCAAAUUACUCUUGUUAAAAAGGCUUAAAAAAGAAAUAAAAAGAGAAAAACAGAAAAAUGUUUUAUUAGUAGUGGAUUUUUCAAUUAUUUUAGCACAUAUCUAAUGUAGCAGCCACUCGUUGAGUUUAAUUGAAUUACCAGAGGAACAAACCCUCCCAAAAACAAAUUUUCUUUACAUCAAAUAACUCAUAUUUCAUACCAAAUUAUGAGCUCAGUGUUGUGUGAUGAGGAGCCCGCAGCUGAACUCCCAGCGAGCUCGCAUUGAGCCUCUCAUGACCGCGCUGCCCUCCCCUCAGGUCUGAGAAUAUCCCAAAAGACAUGCUUACACCAAAUGCUUUUACAGAUAGUAAAGUCGGCUCUUGAUGUGUGCGUAUCCCUCGUAUCGUGGUUAAUGAAUAUUUAGUACAAACUGUAUCCGUGAACAUAUCAGGCUCUUUGCACCUUUUUCUUGUAAAGCAGUUGUGUUGAAGUAAAACAAUAAACGAUGAAGAGGGUCCUCAUCA
This is a messenger RNA of Xyrichtys novacula (pearly razorfish), 15547 nucleotides long. NCBI's taxonomy places the organism in Eukaryota, Metazoa, Chordata, Actinopteri, Labriformes, Labridae. The record is from the annotation of a GenBank genome assembly.